Raphanus sativus (radish) is the source of this 1518-nucleotide messenger RNA. RefSeq names its product dehydrodolichyl diphosphate synthase 5-like. The transcript has 3 exons. Gene Ontology annotation, cellular component: chloroplast stroma. Lineage: Eukaryota; Viridiplantae; Streptophyta; Magnoliopsida; Brassicales; Brassicaceae. Gene Ontology annotation, biological process: plastid membrane organization; response to cold; polyprenol biosynthetic process. The record is from RefSeq and is a predicted model, not a curated record. Bases 252 to 761 code for a protein of 169 amino acids.
AUAAAACAUCUUAUUUUUCCCUACUUGGGAUGCCAAUCUUUUUACUAAUCACGUGAGAAACCAUUUAGCGUUUUUCAAGUGUCGUAAGAUCUUAUUAACCUUAAAUACGUAUGACCUGUUUUUGCGUAGCAUCUAGAGGAGCCAGAGAGCGAGAGAGAGAGAGAAACCAUUACAUUGAUCAUGAGCGUCUUUGAACGCGAAGCUCUUUAAGUACAUAGCCGAGUGCUUCAAUUCGGAAAAAAGGAAAAGAAAUGGAACAAAUGGUGUAUAUAGUCUCUGUUGUUUUCACUUGUCUUGCUCUUCUUAUCAUCCCUGUUAUCUUCGUAACUCGGCGUCUAAGUGUUCAUCUCUCCUUCAAAAACAUCCUCAGAUUCAUUAAACUCGUAGCUUCUCAACUCGAUGAUGAGGAAGAGAAUAACGAGAAAGGUGGUACAAUGGGAGAGGAAGAGAAACGACGGAGACUGCCAAAGCACGUGGCGAUUAUAUUGGACGGAAACAGACGUUGGGCGGAGAAACGAGGACUCGGAACAUCGGAAGGUCACCAGGCCGGAGCGAGGAGGCUUAUCGAGAAUGCUAAAGACUGUUUCGCUAUGGGGAUAAACACUGUCUCACUCUUUGCUUUCUCCACCGAAAAUUGGGCAAGACCUGAGGAUGAAGUUAACGGCCUGAUGGCCUUGUUUGAGAAACAUUUGAGGUCUGAGAUGGCUUUCUUCCAAAGGUACUCAACAUCUUACUUUGAUCCUUUUAUUAAAAGCUAUUAGUAUAUAGUUUUUAAGUUUCUAUUAUUUAGGGAAACCCAAACUCGACUAGCUUUCUAAAAAUAAUAUAAAAAGGGUGAGAAAUAAACUAUUUCUUUAUAUGAAAACACAUUUUUUCAGCAACACACAAAAAUAUGAAGUUUUAAUUUUAAGAAAGAACAAUAACAAAAAUGGUUUUGAUUAUCUUAUACAUACAGUGAUAAAAUCAAGAUCUCGGUGAUUGGAAACCGAACAAAAAUCUCCCAGUCGCUUCUAGGUUUGAUAACAGAAGCAGAGGAAGCUACAAAGAGCUACGAAGAGAAGCAUCUCAUUAUAGCAAUAGACUAUAGUGGAAGAUUUGAUAUUUUACAAGCUUGCAAAAGUCUUGCAGAGAAGGCGAAAAACGGGCUGAUCCAAGUAGAGGACAUUGACGAGGAUGUGAUGGAGAAAGAGUUGAUGACAAACUGUAGUGAGUUCCCAAACCCUGACCUAUUGAUUAGAACGAGCGGAGAGCAAAGGAUCAGUAACUUCUUCUUAUGGCAAUCUGCUUACACUGAGCUCUACUUUCCUAACGUUCUAUGGCCUGACUUCGGUGAGGCUGAGUAUCUUGAGGCCUUGACUUGGUAUCAGCAAAGGCAGAGGCGAUUCGGUCUAAGAGUUUAGAAUUUGAGUGUUAUGUCUCACAAAUAAAUUGUUUCAAGUAUAGUAGUGGUCCGAUUGUUUCAAACAUAUAUACUUUGCCUUUGUUUUUUUUACGUUUACUAAUUAUAAGUGACUUUUU